CAACCAUGCUGAGGCUGCUAUGGAAUUUCAUUCGACCAUCCAAUAAUUUGAUUAUUACAAACAAACCAUAUACUACACCCAUCUUCGAACCUAACAAUCGCUACGGAAUUCCACGUAGCUUUCAGCACUUGCAUUAUUAUGUUCAUAUAUGAUAUAUAUUCAUACAGGUCUCUGUUUAUGGCCGGCCUCAGUCGUAAUAAAUAUCGAACCCCAAAUCAUCCUUCGAGCAUCCCCAACUCUGCAAGCUACCUUCAACCUCAAAACCCUCCGAGGCUUAGACUUGGCCAUCUCAAUUCCACUUAAGAUGGAUAAACGAUUCAAGCUCAAGCUCAAAUUCCCUCGAGUUAUUCCUAUGAUCCACUUUUGCCGUCCUAAACACAACCCCAAUAAUCCGGCGGUAGUUCCAGCAAUUUACCGUCUGUCCCCGAUGAACCCGAAAGUCGAGGACAUCGGCUACCCCAGCAUCAUCCUGCCGGGACCACCACCAUCAACACCGGAGAACACUUCCGUCAAGCGCCACGUGUCUUCCGGCACCACGGCGGUCGGCUGCGGAUGCAGCGGGUCUAGGUCAUGGACACGAGACCUCUUGUACUCCAGCAUCGAAUCACCAGAGUAUGAAGUUAAUGCAACGCCGCAUUUGAUGACUGAAAAGUACUACAACGAUAAGAAGAACAAGAGCAGCAAUGAGAAGAGGAGGAAGAAACCGAAAGCGAAAGCCAGUCUUCCUUCAUCGGAAAGCAGUAACCGCUGGUUUAGCAGCGAAGAGGAGAAUGAAGAGAGCGAAACCCCAAUCUAUUCUUCGAGAAGCUUCUCGACAGACUUUUCAGCUGUGCUCGAGACUAUAAGCGAGGUAUCAGACAAACAAAGUAGCAAAACGAAGAAGAGCAAUUAUAAGGUUAGGAGACUGAACCGAUGCGUGUCAAAGAACUGGAAAGAAGCAGAGAAAUCAUCAACUGGUGAGAUAGGGAAGAUCAAGUCGGUGUUCCAGCCGAUGAGAGUGUGCAGGAGAAAAGGGAUGGUAAAGGACAGCAUGGCAGUGGUGAAGAAGUCGGAGGAUCCGUUCGAGGACUUCAAGAGGUCGAUGAUGGAGAUGAUAAUGGAGAAGCAGAUUUUCGAGGCAAGAGAAUUAGAGGAGCUGCUACACUGCUUCCUGACCUUGAACUCGCGCCAUUAUCAAGGAGUCAUAGUUGAGGCCUUCUCGGAGAUAUGGAAGCUCGUGUUUUCAGACACACCCUCAACGUCAAGUGAGUUCUACUGUUUUGCGGAUAAGUCCCAAACAGACCAACUGUCCAAGUUGAAGAUCUGAUACUGCCGUUGCUAUCCCUUGUGUUUUACUAGAGUUUCAAUAAUAAAAGAUUGAGUGUUACCUAAUUUUA
Molecule: messenger RNA, 1376 nt
Organism: Rosa rugosa (rugosa rose)
Lineage: Eukaryota; Viridiplantae; Streptophyta; Magnoliopsida; Rosales; Rosaceae
Product: transcription repressor OFP7-like
Exons: 1
Coding region: 149-1306 (385 amino acids)
Biological process (GO): negative regulation of DNA-templated transcription
Source: RefSeq, a predicted model, not a curated record